AUGCCCACAAAAUAUCUUGUUGUAUUUGCUCAAUCCCACAGCGACUUCCGUAUUCCAGAACUCAAGUCCAUAGCCGAGCUUCAUGGCUUCCCCUUGCAUCUACCGGAUCCGUGCGAUCCGAAUCGACCGUUUAUGGUGAUCGAACUUGAUCAAGAGGAACAUGCACGUUUGCUGGCGAAACGAUGCAUUUUGAUCAAGUCUAUCUCCGAGUUCUAUGGACAAGGGGACAAUUACGAUCAACUACACGCCGCUGUGCGGAAAAACGAGGCGCUCUGGGAGCAGUAUAAGCAAGACACCUCGUUCAGGUUCUCCGUCGCCGCGUACAAUCAUAGCAUCACGAAAUCUCGGCAGCGAGAGGUUAUGGAGAGCUUCGGUUACAUGGAAUUCUUGGGCAGAAUUGAUCUGAAGUCGCCAACCAUAGUUUUAGGAUGUUAUGAAGAAUAUGGCGACACCAGAGGCAAAGAGUUCUCCAAUAAGGUCGUUGAUGGACAAUUCCGUCAAGUCUACUUCGGAAGGUUGAUAGAAGAAGGAUCAGCGCGCGCCUUGAUUUCUAGAUUUGAUGUCAAGAAACGUGCCUAUUUUGGAAAUACGAGUAUGGAGGCAGAGAUAUCCCUCCUAAUGGCCAAUCAAUGUCUGGCUAGACCAGGCUCGCUCGUUUAUGAUCCAUUCAUGGGUACAGGAAGCAUGGCAUAUCCAACCUCUCACUUCGGUAGUUUCGUUGUUGGAUCAGAUAUCGAUGGUCGACAGAUGCGUGGAAAGGGUAAGCAACCUACGCCAGGGGUCCUCAGAGCCGCGGCUCAGUACGGAACGGCGCAUCGUAUCGUUGAUCUACUAACAUUUGAUGUGACGCGUAACCCCUGGAGAUGUGGUGGUUUAUUCGACGCGAUAGUCACUGAUCCACCUUAUGGCGUCCGGGCAGGGGCGAAGAGACUGGGUCGAAGGCGUAGCCCAACUCCUAAGCAGCUAGAAGCAUACUUAGAACAUCAGGCAGCCCCUCGCCCUGCUGAUCAACCAUAUAUCCCUCCAACAAAGCCGUACGAGCUGUCCGAGCUUGCCAGAGAUCUGGUGGUCCUCGCCCGAUAUCUAUUGAAACCUGAAGGGCGGCUUGUAUUCUUCCUCCCAACCGUCAAUGACGAGUAUGAGGAUGUGGACAUCUAUACCAUGCUUUGCGAAGGGAUGGAGUUGAUCGCGAAUUCGUUGCAAGACUUCGGGUCAUGGGGGCGACGAUUGGUGACAAUCAAGAAAAUAACCUCAGAUAUAUACCCCAUACCAUUUAGCGACAACAGCGGGCAGUCGCAAAGCACAGCGCAGCAUGAACCUGCCCACAAGGAUUUCCGCGAGAAGUACUUCCAAGGAUUCCGAAAGGGAUCAACCUCGUUGUAUGAUGGAGUCGUACAAUGA
This is a messenger RNA of Pleurotus ostreatus (oyster mushroom), 1401 nucleotides long. RefSeq lists its product as uncharacterized. NCBI's taxonomy places the organism in Eukaryota, Fungi, Basidiomycota, Agaricomycetes, Agaricales, Pleurotaceae. Gene Ontology annotation, molecular function: nucleic acid binding. The record is from RefSeq and is a predicted model, not a curated record. Gene Ontology annotation, biological process: methylation. The transcript is spliced from 10 exons. Gene Ontology annotation, cellular component: cytoplasm. The coding region runs from base 1 to 1401 and encodes 466 amino acids.